Chlorella variabilis is the source of this 1182-nucleotide messenger RNA. RefSeq lists its product as hypothetical. Gene Ontology annotation, cellular component: nucleus; cytoplasm; cyclin-dependent protein kinase holoenzyme complex. Gene Ontology annotation, biological process: regulation of cyclin-dependent protein serine/threonine kinase activity; mitotic cell cycle phase transition. NCBI's taxonomy places the organism in Eukaryota, Viridiplantae, Chlorophyta, Trebouxiophyceae, Chlorellales, Chlorellaceae. The record is from RefSeq and is a predicted model, not a curated record. Gene Ontology annotation, molecular function: cyclin-dependent protein serine/threonine kinase regulator activity; protein binding. The transcript has 6 exons. Bases 1 to 1182 code for a protein of 393 amino acids.
AUGAGGGUCAACUCCAUCUUCCUAGGCCUCCCUGAGGAGCUGCUGGUGGAGGUUUUGGGGCGUCUGUCGGCGCGAGACCUUGCAUCGGCCCUCAGCUCCUGCCGCGGCCUGGGGGCCCUGCGGGAGCAGGCCUGGCGCGCAGCUUGCUUUGGACGGUGGCCAGAGUGGUCUGCGAUUGCCGCCGAGCCCGCAGCGCAGUGGAGGAGGCAGUAUGAGUUGCUGUCCCUGCGGGAGGCGGAGAGCGGCUGCCUGCCCACUGUGGCCACUGUGCGCAAGGUGCAACGCAACGUGACGGAGAGGCACCGCAGCAUCCUCACGGAGUGGCUGUGCGAGGUUUCCUUCGAUUGGGAGCUUGAUUCUACCAUUGUUUUCAAAGCUGUGGCGUACCUGGACCACUACUUGAGCGAGCACGCCGUGGAGCAGCUCUCCAGGUUCCAGCUGCUGGGGCUGGCCUGCCUCCGGGCAGCCAUGGGGGACGCCCGGAAGCCAACGGCGCUCGACGACCAGGACAAGAAGCUGGACCCCCAGAACUUUGCCUACAUCAGCGACGACACAUACACGGUGGAGGAGGUGGAGGCGCAGACGCAGGUGAUCGUGGGGCUGGUGCCGGAGCGCCUCAAAAAGGCGCCCAACACCAAGAUGUUCCUGCGCAGCUUUUGGUACCGUGCCACGCUCAAGGAGGUGGUGCUGGCCGAUGAAAUGCACAUCUACACGCUUGCCAGCUUCCUGCUGCAGCUGGGCCUGCUGGACCUCGACUGCUCCGGCUAUGCGCCCUCCCUGAUGGCCGCCGCCGCACUCAGCGUCAGCCUGGGCGUGUUUGGCAAGCCCGAGUGGCCGCUGUCACUGCAGCAGUUUGGCUCCUACCUGGAGACAGACCUGGUGCCCGUCAAGGCGCGCCUGACCGAGAUGCAGGCCUCGCAGGCUGCGGAGCAGCUGCGGCCCCUGUGGCGCGGCAUGCACGAGCAGCACUCCUACCCCGAGUAUGAGGCUGAGUGGAAGCACGCGGUGCUCAUCUUCUCCUGCGCCUCCCGCCUGGCCCGCAUGCCGCCGCCAGAGGCGCGCCCCGCUGCCGCCGCCGCCCCCAGCCGCGAUCCCAGCACCGGCAGCGCGUCAGUCGCCAUCGGCAGCGACUCGCCGCUGCCGCCGCAGCCGGUGGAUGCCACGGCCAUGCUCAUUGACUGA